AUGACUUUUUUGAGCCCUACCAACUCCACCCUGACGCUACCGGAUCUACUAGUUCUCGAAACGCUUUUAGGGGACGCUGAAUCUACAACUAAGGGGAUAUCUCUCAACAGAGGACUUGAAAAUUGUAGGCCCAGGGCCUCUCUCACGGCUUUCUCAAGUGGCGAACCUCGAAGUGCGAUCGAGGCCACUAUAAAGAGGCUGAAGGCUCUAAAUGACCCAAACGACUCCGAUUUUGAUCCUACGGUGGUCCUUGGCUGGGAUCGUGGAGAUUUUGAGCUACAUCCAUUUAUGGAUAGGUGGAUUCUUCAGCCAUAUGCAAAACUUGCAAGAGAGAUUGUCCGCGUUGAAACAGACGUCGUGAUAAUCACUCAUGUUCUGCUUUAUUUUACUACCUCUUUUCCCAGCGCUAUUCUCCUGUUUCAACACUUCCACUGGAUCCACGGUCUAAUGCACUGGGCCAUGCAGGCCUACCUUGUUGGAACAUACACGCUUAUGAUGCAUCAGCACAUACAUAUGGGAGGACUCUUAAAGAGGGAGUUUCUGUGGUUUGAUACUCUUUUCCCGUAUAUCAUGGAUCCUUUAAUGGGACAUACGUGGAACUCUUAUUAUUACCACCAUGUUAAGCACCACCAUGUCGAAGGAAACGGACCAGAUGAUCUUUCGUCCACCAUUCGGUAUCAACGCGAUGAGCUUUUUGACUUUUUAUGCUAUAUUAGCCGAUUUCUUUUCCUGACUUGGCUGGAAUUACCACUUUAUUUUGUGCGCAAAGGAAAAUUUAGUUUUGCAUUCAAGACAGCCGCCUGGGAGUUCGGUUAUUAUAUUUUCCUAUAUCUAUUUUGGAGAUAUAUAUGCUGGAAAGCAACUAUCUUUGUUUUUAUACUACCGCUGCUACAGCUGCGGCUGGGACUCAUGGUUGGGAACUGGGGCCAGCAUGCGUUUGUUGAUGAGGCCAACCCGAAAUCAGAUUUUCGUUCAAGUGUUACAGUGAUUGAUGUGGCAAGCAACCGCUUUUGUUAUAAUGACGGAUACCACACCUCUCAUCAUCUCAACCCUCUGAGACACUGGCGUGAGCAUCCCGUCUCCUUUCUUCAACAAAAGGACCGCUAUUCCGCCGAAGAUGCGCUAGUUUUCCAGAACAUUGACUAUAUAAUGAUUACGAACCGUUUAUUGCAGAAAGAUUAUAAGUACCUGGCUGAAUGCUUGGUCCCAAUCGGAAAUCAGGUAGGAAUGACAGUUGAUGAGUUGGCAAUUAUGCUGCGAAAGAAAACGCGAAGAUUUAGUGCUAUGGAUAUUAGAUCUAAGUUCUAGCACGAAAUCGAAAUCCUGGCAAUCUGUUUCCGUUUUCAUUUGUUUUUUAUAAUCUUUAGAUAUCGCUAGCAUUCCCGUUCAAUCUUGAUCUCCUCUUUAGAUUAG
Molecule: messenger RNA, 1413 nt
Organism: Aspergillus nidulans FGSC A4
Lineage: Eukaryota; Fungi; Ascomycota; Eurotiomycetes; Eurotiales; Aspergillaceae
Exons: 3
Coding region: 1-1308 (435 amino acids)
Biological process (GO): lipid metabolic process
Source: RefSeq, a predicted model, not a curated record